AUGACGAUCCGAUUCCUCGUCAACUUUGGCCUCCUGGCCUUGCCCAUCGCCAUAACGCUGGGUGUAUUGAUCGGUCUUCAAAGCCAGCGUACAGCGACAGGUGGACCGCCCUUGUUCAAGCCUGAUCCUAAACCUACGGCACCCAAGAAGAAGCAUGGCAUUACCACGGAGCAGCAUUGUCAGAAGUCGUAUGGUAUUCACCCGGAGACGAAGGGACAGGAGUAUACACUUAAUCCUAACCAGUGGGGUUGGAAUGAAGGUGAUGAUGGAGGAUUAUGCUUAUAUGUCGACAUGAACAACAACGAGACCUACGCCACAAAGGAAACCGCCCCUCGCUGGUCCGUAGUUUGGCAAUACCCUCAGGGCCCCGAAACAGCACCCGUCCACGCCUUUCCUAACAUCAAGGUUGACGGCGACGUUUUCCCCGCAAAGCUCAGCGAUAUUGACAAGAUCGACAUCGACUUUGAAUGGACGUACGCUAUCGGCAAUGCAUCCGCCAAAGGCGCAAAGCCAGCGACAAAGACGGAUCUUACAGAUUUGAAGGACCAUCUUCUGAACGCUAACGUCGCGAUGGAUAUGUUCAUGGAUAAGGAUAAGACAAAGGCGCAGGACUCUGAAGAUGCCUCGCACGAAAUCAUGGUGUGGUUUGCGGCCAUUGGGCCAGCGACACAGCCUUUGGGUUUUAAUGUUGAUGGGUCAAAUCCUCUGGCGACAAAGACACUACACGGGACAGAGUUCAAACUCUACUACGAUAUCAACCAGGCCAAGCAAAAGGUAUUGACAUGGUACGUCGAGAAGCCAGCCGAGAAAUUCGACGGUGAUCUCUGGCCUUUGAUCGAAGAGAUUCUCGCCAUGGACAACGCAGACUACCCUUCUGCGUCGGAUUACAUUGGAUACAUGUCCUGGGGAACAGAAGCCUACUCUGUGAACACAACGGUCACAUUUGACGUGCCCAACUUGUCAAUAAACGUUGGCAAGAAGGCGGCUUGA
Messenger RNA from Fusarium coffeatum, 990 nucleotides. RefSeq lists its product as uncharacterized. The transcript has 4 exons. Gene Ontology annotation, biological process: polysaccharide catabolic process. NCBI's taxonomy places the organism in Eukaryota, Fungi, Ascomycota, Sordariomycetes, Hypocreales, Nectriaceae. Bases 1 to 990 code for a protein of 329 amino acids. The record is from RefSeq and is a predicted model, not a curated record. Gene Ontology annotation, molecular function: cellulase activity.